CGAAGUUGCAAACUCACUGUGCACCAGUUGAGCUGAUUUCUUCUGCCCACCUGCAUAAUCCAUAUUCACAAGCCUUCACCGGUACAGUCUAUCAACGCUGUAGACACCAUAAGGAGGAGUAUUGAAGGGGCUGAGGUUCACUAAAGCCUCCACCGUCCCAACUCGUCUGUUCUUGUCUGACAUUGUUUCAGCGGGAGUCGUCCAUAAGCAAAAAACAUGUCUGUUGAAUUAAUGGGCUUCCUCGGAUCGGCGGCUGUGAUCAUCACUGUGAUCGUUAUCUGCUGCAUUUGUCCCUGCUGUUGUCUUUAUAAAACAUGCAGAAGACCCAGACCUGUUGCAGCAGUGACAGGAACACAUAUAACUACAGUCGUAAAUACACAAUCCAUUCAGCAGCAGCAGCCUGUCAUACAGGGAGUUCCCUACAUGGUAUAUCAGCCUGUGCCAACUCAGCCAGGGUAUGGAGUCCAGCCAGCCUAUGGAGGGCAACCUAUGCCAACGGGACCAUAUCAGGGACAGCCAUAUGUAUCAGGACCCCCACCCCCAUAUAAUUUGGCUGCAAGCCCUGGACAUCCCAACAAUCCGGCUGCAUAUGAUGGUGGCCAGGCUCCGUACCCAAUACAGCCACCAGCUCAGCCGGGUUUUGCGCAUCUGCCCCCACCAACAAACAACUUUAAUCAGCCAGCCUACAACCCUGCCUAUGUGGAACCUCCAAAGGCUGCAUACUAAACCACAACUGUCUGUCACUGGAUUGUGGUGUGCAACACAUUUCCGUGCUGUUGUAUGAUUAAGCCUUAGAUAUAUCCAAUAAUUGGUGCAGCUUAUGCAAGACUACUGGACGUGCUUCAAACAUAUAAUGUCUGUAUUUUGUUUCAAAUUAUGCACUUUAGUGGUCAUCAUGGUGAACUUUUCUUUUCAUGUCACGCAUCUGCUGAAAACUUGCAUUGUAUUUGUUUAAUGUCUAGAGAGUGGGAGACUUGCAACCCUAGCUAAAAGACAAACAACUUUGGCUCAAUUUGAGGGAGGUGUUACAAAGUUUGAGAAGUUUCCAUUGAGUUCAUCCCUUGAGGGUCUAAAAAAACAACAGCAUUUGAAUAUCACCGUGCGAGGCAGAAUUUCCACAAAGGUGUCAUGAGGCCCACUGACUUCCUUUAAUGGCUAGUUUAAAUAAUGUGAAACGCAAAUGCUCGAUCAUAUGCAAUGAAUGCGUCUAGAUGCAAAAGAGGGGGACAUUUUUAGCUUUCUUUGUAAACCAAGAGUUUACAUGAAACAAAACAAGACCCAAAAAGAGUGGCCCGCCCUUUUUUAGCCAAUCGACUGGAGUCUGUAUUUUUCUGUCUGCAGUAUUGUGGAGCCCCCUUCUAGUGAAAAUAAAUAAAUAAAU
This is a messenger RNA of Xyrauchen texanus (razorback sucker), 1381 nucleotides long. RefSeq names its product protein shisa-5-like. The record is from RefSeq and is a predicted model, not a curated record. The transcript has 4 exons. Lineage: Eukaryota; Metazoa; Chordata; Actinopteri; Cypriniformes; Catostomidae. Bases 217 to 726 code for a protein of 169 amino acids.